GGAGAAAGUUAUAAAGUUUUACGAGACAGAAUUGCGCAGCGACUACUGCAAGGAGCUUUUACAGAUGGCUAAGACAACAGAAAACACAGAUGCCCAAGACUUUAUACUUGCAUCGCUACUCAAUGGCGUUUUACCGUGCUCAGCGAGAUUCCCAAACAAUUCCGGAAAAUGCAGCAAGAAGGCUACAAUUGCAGAUGCGCAAGAAAGUUUCGCGGUACGUUUAUUAUGCAUAAACGAUUACGAAAACAAAAUUAGUGAACUAGUGGCAAAAUACUACUCCUGUGGCUUAACUAUACAACCUUUUUUGCUAGUAGAAGGGCAUUCAGAUGAAGAGUUGAAAGGGUUUUAUAUAUACUUCGACAAAACAUUGUUUAAAUUUCCAUCCUUUAUUGAAGGCUUAGAUACUUGUUUUAAAAUAUUUCCUGCUCUUAACUUAUAUUAUCCACAAGCAUCUGCUUUGACCUGGAAUUUCAUCCAGCAAUAUUUCUAUAACAUCCACACCGCUUUUGAUCUUAAAUCACCAAAUUUAGUGUCACUUAUGAAUUACAUGAAUAAUAUAUAAUUGACCAUGUAUGAAUGUUUUAAAUGCCACACCCAAUUCCAGGAGCCUACAUAUUUGAUUCGUCAUUUGAAGAUAGAUCAUUUGAUGUCUUCAAAACUUAUCAAACUCCAAUGCAAACAAGGGAAUUGCAAACAAAUUUUUACCAAUUUUACAACUUUUCGAAUUCAUUUAGAAAGGCAACACAAAGAAUCAAAGGGAACAAAUGCAUCAUUUGUAGCUUCAGAUUUUAGUUUGUUAAAUUGCACUUCGACAUCAGAUCAAACCUACGAUUUCAAUCUCCCAGUUUCA
This is a messenger RNA of Rhagoletis pomonella (apple maggot), 850 nucleotides long. RefSeq lists its product as uncharacterized. The coding region runs from base 65 to 562 and encodes 165 amino acids. The transcript has 2 exons. The record is from RefSeq and is a predicted model, not a curated record. Lineage: Eukaryota; Metazoa; Arthropoda; Insecta; Diptera; Tephritidae.